Jatropha curcas is the source of this 965-nucleotide messenger RNA. Its product is annotated as glyoxylase I 4. The record is from RefSeq and is a predicted model, not a curated record. NCBI's taxonomy places the organism in Eukaryota, Viridiplantae, Streptophyta, Magnoliopsida, Malpighiales, Euphorbiaceae.
AAUAGACAUUAGACAGUGAGUGUCUAUAAAAUGCUUAACAUUGUGAUGUUCUUGGUGGUACAUUCAAAGAAACAACUACUAGUUUUUAGUGAAAAGAAGAGACUUUUACGCUUUUAGAGAGAUAUAGAGAGGAAAAUGGGAAAUUUGGGAGAGAUUGAAGAAAUAGAGAAAUGGGUUUCAUCACCAGCUGUAAAUAUAGCAGAAAGAAGAAUGCCAAAUCUUUCUUUAAAUCAUGUCUCAUUUGUUUGCAAAUCUGUUCCUGAGUCAGUAAGGUUUUAUGAAGAUGUUUUGGGUUUUGUGCUCAUCAAAAGGCCUUCUUCCUUCGAUUUUGAAGGAGCUUGGUUAUUCAACCAUGGUGUUGGCAUCCAUUUGCUUGAAGCAGAAAAUGCCCCUCAUAAAAAAGGAGCAAUAAAUCCAAAAGACAACCACAUUUCUUUCCAAUGCUCAGAUAUGGAUCUUCUUGUUCGAAGGCUCGAGGAGAAGAAAAUUGAGUAUGUUACAGCAACUGUAGAAGAAGGUGGCAUUACAGUUGAUCAACUUUUCUUCCAUGACCCUGAUGGCUACAUGGUUGAGAUUUGCAAUUGUCAAAAUCUACCAGUUCUUCCACUUUCUGUUUGCCCUCUAAAGCUACCUAAAGCCAAUGGGAAUAUAACAACUCCAAGAUUUUAUGGGAAAAGCAGUUUGGAGAUGGGAUGCUCUGGAGGAGUUGCAUCUCUGAUGAUGGAGAACUUGGUGGUUGACAUGCUUGACAUUUCGAUGUAGGAGAUUGGAAGAGAAUGAUUGGUGCAAGUUUUGAUUGAAUACUCUAAAAAAUUUGUUUUGUAAAAAUAGGGGUGAAAGCUUUUGUAAUGUGAAAAAAUUUAUUAGGAGAUAUCAAUCUUUGCUUUCGGUUGUGAGUUUUUUUUAAGUUAUAUUGAAACAGUGUUUAAUUUAUUGGUUUGAUCAAUCUUUUCUUAUUUUUCCAA